AUGGAGGAUCUCAAUGGCGAACAACAAGAAACGGAAUUUGAUCAAUCUCCGGAUGUCGAAUCAGUGGAUGAAACAACUCAAAUCGAACAAUCACAAUCGAAAUCCCUUAUUGACUCCCUUCUGUUCACUGCAAGCCAACAGGAAAACGAGAAGAAUAAGAAGAUAAAAACCAGUCGUCAAAAAGAGCUUGAACGUUUAACAAAAGCAACAAAAUCUCUCUUCAGCUGCUGCGAAGAAUUGAAUAUUGUAUGUGAACGGAUUGAUUCAAUACUAUCAAAUCAUCGAACAAUACUACUUCCCGUUUGUCGUUCACUAGAUAAACGCGAUUCCGGUCGUUUAUCUUAUGAACAAUUUCGACUGAUUAUCCGAGAUCAUUUGCCUGCGAUGCCAUUAGAGGACUUGUUUGUUCUGACGAAAUUGUUUCAAAUCAACGAGUCUAUUGACUAUCGAACAAUGCUUGAUGAUAACAUAAACAAUGGCAUUCGACGUUUCAUUAAACCUUCAUCUGUAUCUCAAUCAUCAGAAGUUAUUCUUGAAACAACCAUUCCAAAAGAACUUCAGCUAAUGCAUAAUGAUCCGUUACAAACUAAUCAUUCUAAAUGUAGAUAUCUCGUAGCGUACCUACGUUUGAUUACUUUCGAUGCUUAUGAUGCUCAUCCUGGUCAUAUAUAUCUGACUAUUCCAGAUCGAAUCAGUAUCUACACACUAUCGAAACUGAUCAUCGACGAAACGAGUAUAAUCACACAAUCCAUAAGUAUUUUUCGCGAAAAUGUACAAGCACGAGAAACUCUUCUCGAUCUGCGAUGUUCACUGCAAAGUCAAGGAUACAUAGGCGCUGACGAAGACGGUACACGUAACCAGCAAUUUCCAAAGUAUAAACUCUACUAUAAUUAUCUUCCAAUGAACAUUUGUCAUCAAUGUCCAAUAUUGAAAUUUAGCUAUAAAAUGAAAUAA
Adineta ricciae is the source of this 954-nucleotide messenger RNA. The record is from the annotation of a GenBank genome assembly. Lineage: Eukaryota; Metazoa; Rotifera; Eurotatoria; Adinetida; Adinetidae.